AUGGCGACCGAGCUCAUGCUUUUCUCGUCCACCAAGUUCGCUGCUGCUGAGUACGACCCAAGCCCACAAACUGCCCGGCCUGACUGGCUUGCGCUGCGUGAGGUAGAUGCAGUUACGGAUCCCAUUGAUAGCCCCAUUGGCAACAACGACAACAGUCUAUCGACAACACAACCAUUCCGGACUCCUCUCCCCACGAUGCUGUCCAAUCCGCCCCCGAGCGGUCUUCAUGCCCGGCACCGCCAACACCGGAGGCAAAACUCGACACCCUCGGCCUUCGAGGCCAUGAAGAUCGCCAGCAACCUGCCUGAGAUGCACUCACAUCAACAACCACAACUGCAACGACCCCAAGGACGACCACGAGUAUCGCACCGACGAGGCAUGAGCCUGGAUACUCGACGACAACAGAUGCAUCCCUCGACCUUCAGACAGGACUUUCACAAUACGCAGCAACGCAUAGCGCGCCCGGGCUCCCACCAGCAAGCGUACGCGAACUUGGCAAGCGACGAGAACUAUCUGAUCUCACCCCAUACGACCCCCCAAAUGCAGGGAUUUGAAGGUCAGUGUUUCGAUGGCCUUCCAGGGCCGCAGAAUAUGAACAUGUCAUUCGACAUGUAUAACGGACAGAUGAAUGUAAUGAUGAAGAGAAACCAAGAGGGCUUCUCUGACAAUGCGCGCGCGUCUCAAGACUUCGAACUGUUCCCGAGCAGCACCAUGUCCACCCCGACCUUCAUGAGCUUCAGCGAAAGCUCAAGCGGCGCUCCCGCCUGGAUGUCAGAGGGAGAGAGCUCGACCAGCCGGCGUUCGUCCCGGAGGGUAAGCAACGGAAUCAUGGACAGGGUCGCCAAAUUCGAGAAUAUGGAUGAAGGAUCACAGAGGCUACUUACACCCCCACACCAGAAUGCUCAAGACUACUUCCCUCUUACUCCCAUGGAUACCCCCCACAACAGAACCAUCAAGCACAGCCGUCGGCCACAGCGCUUCAUGGAUGAGUAUGAUGAGUCAAUGGAGGAGACAGUCAAGCCAAACCGCCAGAUGCUCAACCGGAGAUCUAGGACGACGUUCGACGAGCUGCGACAGGCAUCCGAGUCGCAAACCUUCGAGCCAACUCCACGCCGGCCCAAUUCCAUUGCAGUUUCGGGGAUGUACGAUAUUUCACCCACAGACGGCAGUUUCGUCGACGCAAACCAAUUUGAUGCCGUCAUGGCCAUGCCGACCCAGUUUGAUGGACUGCCGGGCUCUUCCCAUCCUUUGAGCGCAGAAAGUGAUAUCUCCCAGCAAAACUCGCCAAUGACACCGCAUAUGGCGGGAUUCAACGGACCUUUCGACAUGAAACCAGACCUUCGACCUCCCGAGUCUGCUUUGGACGCCCUGUCUGGAAACGGAUCGCAAGACACAGAGAAGCCAUCUCGCCGAAGCUCGCCGCACCGCAGAACCGAGUCGGUUGCAAGCAUUGCAAGCGCAGCCAGUAUCGCGAGCCUGGACAUCGAGCAGACGAAGACCACCACCGGUAUUACCAUCGAUGAUAUCCAUCAGUUUAUCCAAGGACCCGAGCCGCGAGACAACAAGUGGGUCUGCACGUUCGAAGACUGCAACAAGCGCUUCGGCCGCAAGGAAAACAUCAAGUCGCAUGUCCAGACUCAUUUGAACGACAGGCAAUACAAGUGCCCGACCUGUACCAAGUGCUUUGUACGACAACACGACCUUAAGCGUCAUGCCAAGAUCCACACGGGCAUCAAGCCUUACCCUUGUGAGUGUGGGAACAGUUUCGCUCGGCAUGAUGCCUUAACCCGACACAAGCAACGUGGAAUGUGCAUUGGUGCGUUUGAUGGCGUUGUGCGAAAGGUGGUAAAACGAGGUCGUCCACGCAAGCACCGGCCGGACAUGGACGAACGCAAGGAGAAGUCAACUCGCACUCGCAAGAAGAACCAGUCCGUGUCCUCGGUGUCGUCUCAGUCAGGAUACUCUGACAGCUCCGCCGCAAAUUCGCCGGAGACCAUCGAGAACAUCGACCAGGACUUCGAGAUGCUCGAUGAGCUCAUGGAGGUGUCAAUGGGAGGAACCAUCCAGCCCAGCAGCCUUCAAGGGCUGGGAUCCUCCUCUGCUCCAAUGCCCUCGCUCUCCGCUCACCUGGCAGCCAAUGCACACUCGCCAUCGACCCACAGCAUCCACUCGUAUGUAUCGCAGAUGUCGCACAUGUCUCUACAUGCAGAUCCCUCCGCAGACAUGUUGCCGUCCCACCCAGCAUCGCCUGCAAAGAGCGUUGCCAGCCAGUACAACGAGCCUCCGGAGCUGUCGCAGUCAUCAUCACCGCCUUCGUCAGGCCGCUUCUUCGACGUUGAUCCAAGCUCGUCUCACAGCGACAUGAUGCUAAGUUCAGCAAUGGACAAUGCGAGCAUCCCAACGUUGGCGGGAAUGGCAGACAAUGAGGACGACCUCCUGCUCCAGUUCACGCACGGCGACCCGAUGUUGAUGCUAAGUUCCGAUAGCAAAUUCGAGGAGGCCUUCAACCCGGUCAACAUGUAUGAGAACAACAACGACGACCUUUACUUCGGUACUAGUUGA
Molecule: messenger RNA, 2562 nt
Organism: Neoarthrinium moseri
Lineage: Eukaryota; Fungi; Ascomycota; Sordariomycetes; Amphisphaeriales; Apiosporaceae
Exons: 5
Coding region: 1-2562 (853 amino acids)
Biological process (GO): regulation of transcription by RNA polymerase II
Cellular component (GO): chromatin
Molecular function (GO): RNA polymerase II cis-regulatory region sequence-specific DNA binding; DNA-binding transcription factor activity, RNA polymerase II-specific
Source: RefSeq, a predicted model, not a curated record